This is a messenger RNA of Nerophis lumbriciformis (worm pipefish), 1017 nucleotides long. The record is from RefSeq and is a predicted model, not a curated record. Lineage: Eukaryota; Metazoa; Chordata; Actinopteri; Syngnathiformes; Syngnathidae.
AUGUGUAUCACCUCCCUGCGGUUGUUUCAAACAAACAUGGAGGAGAAAGAGAGGGAUAAGAAACCUGACAACUCAGAUAGAAAUAAAAACCCAGAUAAAAAUAAAAAAGGCUCCACUUCCAGCUCAAGUGUUUCGGCAGUAUCACAAGAUGACGAGGCUUCUAAAUUAGACGUAUGUUCUGAAAAGUUCGACCCACGUUUGGCACUAUACGCGCCCGUGGUUCCGCUCCCUUUUCCAAACAUUAAAUGUUUUAACAACGUCGCCGAAUACGAAGGCUUCAUAAAGGGGGGCCGGGGUAGAGCCAAGCCGGAGAAUGUGGAGAAAAAGCGUCGGGAAGCCAUGAAAGGGGUCGCAGAUCCAGAGCGCAUCGAAAGGCUCAAGAAGCUGAUGGUGAACAAGAAGUUGGCGGAUGAAGGAGACGAGGGAGGAAGCAGCAAUCCCACACCACAGCGACGGCGACACAAGCCCAUAAAAAAUGUUCUGACUAGGAUGACAGUAUGCCAAGGCAGCCCUUUGGGCGAGCUGCACAGAUGUGUUGAGCAGCGAAUAAGAGUCAAAGUUCACAUCAGGACCUUCAAAGGUCUGCGGGGUGUGUGCUCCGGCUUCGUCGUGGCUUUUGACAAGUUCUGGAAUUUGGCCAUGGUUGACGUCGAUGAAACAUACCGAGAGCCUCUUCUCGGAAAGGCUUUGUACCAUGAGAAAGCGCUCACCAUUUCAAGGCUCUUUGAGAAGCUGAAGCUUCAGGACAACUCCUGCAGUGAAGGUGCAGCAACAAAGCAUCACGUCCAGGGAGAAAGAAGCCAGCAUCCACUUUUGAACCCGAAGGACUCUUCAAAGCACUCGUCUGCUCACUUUGCCAAGUGGAGAGGUAAUGACGAGAUAUCAGAGACGCCCAAGGAUCCAAAAGCGAGUCAGGAAAAGGAAUGCAAAGUGUACGGCAAGGUUCGUACUCGCCACAUCAACCAAUUAUUUAUCCGGGGGGAGAAUGUUCUCCUUAUAAACCCUGAAAGUUUAUGA